AGGUAGAGGUCGCUAUAACCGGGCCAUUGGGGCUUCUGGGGUUCGGAGUGGCAACGAUGUUUAAGAGUUUUGUCUGGGCUGGUAUCGCUGAGGAGAACACCUUCAUGCUUGCGGCUGUUUUGGGAAUAGUUUACGGCGGGUUAACGCAGCUGCUAGCCGGUCUGUGGGAGCUUUACCGAGGGAACACCUUCGUUGCAACAGCGUGUGUCAACUACGGCGUCUUCUGGCUGGGGAUUGGCUUGUUCGAUAUUCUGCAGUUCACUGGCAGUGUAACUGUAGAUGAAAUGCCCUGGGGCUACUUCCUGUGGUCCAUGAUAUGGAUGGUACACACGCUGAUGCUGUUGGCGUGUUUGCGCUAUACCUAUCGCAUGCUGCAGCUCACCUACAUUCUCUCUGCGACCCUUUUUUUGGUCCUUGCUCUGGCCAACUUUUAUCCGCUCCUCUGGACCAUCGGCGGCUAUAUUGGCAUCGCACUCGGUGCCUCGGCAUGGUAUAGUGGAUGGGCCGAAAUUAUGAACUCGAUCUACGGGCGAGAAGUAGUGCCCAUCUGGCCUUGCCCUAAACCGCCGACGAAAGAGCGUUUAUUAUAGUACCGCUGGGAUACAUGAAUAUAGUAGAAUUAUUGGGGGAUUUAAAGGGCCCACUCAUGGUAUGGUGGUGUACUUUUUGAUAUAAUAGAAGACGUAGAGGGGCAGCAUCAGACCCGAUAAAUCCAUCAGGUGAAGUUUACGCGCUCACUGACACAAUCACUGAAUAAAUAUUAGACAAGUCCA
Molecule: messenger RNA, 773 nt
Organism: Sphaeroforma arctica JP610
Lineage: Eukaryota; Ichthyosporea; Ichthyophonida
Exons: 4
Biological process (GO): succinate transmembrane transport; acetate transmembrane transport
Cellular component (GO): plasma membrane
Molecular function (GO): acetate:proton symporter activity
Source: RefSeq, a predicted model, not a curated record